Messenger RNA from Cooperia oncophora, 171 nucleotides. NCBI's taxonomy places the organism in Eukaryota, Metazoa, Nematoda, Chromadorea, Rhabditida, Trichostrongylidae. The record is from the annotation of a GenBank genome assembly.
AUGAAAUCAGUUCUAUCGAAGCAUUCCGGUGGCAAAGCUGAUCACUACGUUGAUGAUGGUGACAAGCUUAAAUUUGGCCACGAGAGCCUUGAAGUGCGAACAACUCCUGGACAUACCGAUGGUAAACUGAUUGGUCGAUUGAACGUUGACUCUUAUGAUAUACUGGAUUGA